UACACACACACACAUACACACAUAGAUGCUUCUCUUCUAUAUUGUACAUACAUAAAGAGAUCUCAGUAACACACAUCUACAACGAAAAUAACACAUGCCAGGAGUUAUACGUUCGUUGUAAUCUACUUUGAGAAAGCAACUGAUGCGUAUUAGAUUAUAUACAUAAACACACAUACAUAUCCCUAAACACAUAUAUACAUGUAUAUAUACACACACAUAAACGUGGAUUUAUUUCGUUAGCAACCACACAUUUGAUUAAACGUUAACUAAACGCACCUGCAACUCAACAAAUAGCACGCGUUCACAUCACUCUUCUCUCUCCGUACAUCUAGACAUUUAUAUAUAUAAUAUAUAUAAUAUAUAACCACUCAUGUAUACACUAACGAAUCGAUACUAGCAGUGAUAUUUAGUGUGUCAAAGUUCAUUUGGAUUUCUUCUUCUGUGCAUUUAUCGUUUAUUUAACCAGAGAGCCUUAAACAUACGUGGGAAAUUUCUUUCAUACUUAUUAUAUACACCGUACAUAUAUAAUAUAUAUAUAUGUAUGUAUAUAUAUUAUACACGAGGUUUAUCUCAUCUACGAAAAUAGGAAAUACAUUUCGUACAAGCUACAAGAAUUAAUUAGUCAAAGCUGUGGUUUAUUUCUUAUCAAUCAAUAUGCCUAAAGGAAGCAGUGUUGCUGGUGUACCACUGUUUGAAUUUGCCCUCUACCAUUCCUACGUCAUAUUUACAACCAACUGAUCUCUUGGGUUAAUGGAGAUGAUUUUACAAAGAUCAACAAUGACAACAACAACAACAACAACAACACUACCAGCACCACCACCACCACCACCAGGCACAACAGCUUUAACAACAACAACAAAAACAAGAUCCACAACAAGAAUGGGAACAAUUGUUUACCAAUAAUAAUAGAAAUAAUUACACUAUUGACAUCUCAUCAUCAGUUCGUCCAAUUCCAAUCCGGAAGCAGAACCCAUAUCAGAAAGCACACGCUGGAACGCAAAAUAUGGCCAGUUUAUUCCGUCGAAGACGUAGCCUUAUAUUUAAGGUUAUUAUUGGCAUCCCAACUCUGUGGUUUUUCAUGGUUUUCUUGUUGGCGUAUCACGAUAAUCUGUUUUUUGCAUUUCGAGAGGAUUCAAACAACAUUGCCAUCAUGCGGAAAGGUGAUGACUCGCGAAAUAAUGAAAACAACAACAACAUUAACAAAUACAGGGGAAAUAAUCGGAACGAUGAAGCCAAUCAGGGUGCCUUGUUAAUCCAUCCUCCCCUACAAAACAACAUCAAUAAUAAUAAUAACAAUAACAAUAAUAAUAAUAAUAAUAAUAAUAUUGAUAAUAAAGAUUUUCACAACAACGUUUUUAAAAUUGAUGAUAAAGACUCUGAUUCACAUCAUCGAAAACAACAAGACUCUAAUUUCAAUAAUAAUAAUAAUAAUAUUAAUAAUAUUAAUAAUAAUAUUGACAAUUUUAAAAUUAAAAAUGCUAAAAAUAAUAAUGACAAUAUUGAAAAUAAAGUAAAAAUAGAGAAACCAGUGGAUAAUUCUCUAAAAUUUAACCCCGAUGUGGUCAUACCUGUUAACCCAAACGCUCCUGGGGAAAAUGGUCGGGCUGUUGUAAUUAACAAAGAUAAAUUAUCUGCUGAAGAGAGAAAGAUAUAUGAUGAAGGUUGGCAACAUAAUGCUUUUAACCAAUAUGCAAGUGAUAAGAUCUCUUUACAUCGAACUCUCCCUGAUGUCCGAGAUGAAGAAUGUAAAUCUAUAAAAUAUAAAGAAAAUUUACCAGACACAAGUGUGAUAGUGUGUUUCCACAACGAAGCCUGGACGGUUUUAUUGCGGACAGUACACAGCAUUCUCAAUCGGUCACCGCCACACUUAUUAAAGGAGAUCAUUUUAGUUGAUGAUUAUUCAGAUAUGCCACACUUAACAAAGCCAUUGACUGAUUACGUAGAAAAACUUGGAAAAGUAAAAGUGGUACGAACAAAACAGAGAGAAGGGCUAAUCCGGGCCCGUUUGUUGGGUUACUCAGUAGCAACAGGGACAGUCCUUACAUACUUAGAUUCACAUUGCGAAUGUACCCGAGGCUGGCUGGAGCCUAUUCUUGAUCGAAUCGCUACUGACAAGCGCUAUGUUGUGACUCCAGUGAUUGACCAGAUCGAUGACAGUACACUACACUUUGUCACUUCAGUAGGAAGUGCCAUACAAAUAGGCCGUUUUGACUGGAAUUUGAUAUUCAACUGGAUGGUUCCAUCGAAAUUCUAUAGAAACAUGUCUGACAUAGCGGCACCAAUUAGAUCUCCUACCAUGGCAGGUGGCCUAUUUGCUAUUAGUCGUGCCUAUUUCACAGAGCUUGGAACGUAUGAUGCUGGAAUGGAUAUUUGGGGUGGUGAGAACCUAGAACUUUCAUUUAGGAUAUGGAUGUGUGGUGGUACUUUAGAAAUAAUCCCCUGUUCACAUGUAGGCCAUAUAUUCCGAAAAAGAAGCCCAUACAAGUGGCGUACAGGUGUAAAUGUUGUAAAAAAGAAUUCAGUACGAUUAGCAGAAGUAUGGAUGGAUGAAUAUAAAAAUUAUUAUUAUGAACGUUUUAAUUAUGAUUUGGGAGAUUUUGGUGAUGUCACAGACAGGAAAAAAUUACGUGAACGUUUAAAAUGUCAUUCAUUCGACUGGUAUAUAAAGAAUGUAUAUCCCGAUCUUUUUAUACCUGGAGAAGCAUUAGCAUCAGGAGAGAUCCGAAAUAAACAGAAAGCCAUGUGUGUUGAUGCCUCUGUGGAUCAUCAAAACAUGCACAAACCAGUUAUUAUGUGGCCGUGCCAUAAUCAGGGAGGAAACCAGUACUGGAUGCUAAGUAAAAAUGAUGAAAUUCGGCGUGAUGAUGGCUGUUUAGAUUACUCAGGAGGUGAAAAUGUUAUAAUAUACCCAUGCCACAGUCAACACGGGAACCAAGAGUGGCAGUAUCGAGAAGAUCGAACAAUUUUACAUGUGAACACACUGAAAUGCAUGGAAAUAUCACUGGAUGGGAAAACGCUGCUAAUGAAUCCAUGCACAGGCAUUGAUCGACAAAUUUGGUUCUGGAAGAGGAAAGCAGUGAGUGCGGGUUCAAACCGUGACCAUUUGUGACAACUUCAAAAUAA
Molecule: messenger RNA, 3123 nt
Organism: Octopus bimaculoides (California two-spot octopus)
Lineage: Eukaryota; Metazoa; Mollusca; Cephalopoda; Octopoda; Octopodidae
Product: polypeptide N-acetylgalactosaminyltransferase 5
Biological process (GO): protein O-linked glycosylation
Cellular component (GO): Golgi apparatus
Molecular function (GO): polypeptide N-acetylgalactosaminyltransferase activity
Source: RefSeq, a predicted model, not a curated record